AAAGGAAGACAAUAAUAAUGAUAAUAACAAUAACAAAAUGACAAUAAUAAUAAUAAAAGGAUUGGAAUAUACAAAAGAAGCGAUGCACAAUGCAAUUGCUCACCACUCGCCGUCCAAUGCCCAGUUAGUUCCCAAGCAGUGAUCCCUCCCAGGCCAACUCCCCCCAGUUUAUAUACUGGGCAUGACAUCACAUGGUAUGGAAUAUUCCUUUGGCCAGUUGGGGUCAGCUGCCCUGGCUGUGUCCCCUCCCAACUUCUUGUGGCCCUCCAGCCUUCUUGUUGGCUGGGCAUGAGAAGCUGAAAAAUCCUUGACUUAAGUCUAAACACUGCUUAGCAACAACUGAAAACAUCAGUGUGUUAUCAACAUUCUUCUCAUACUAAAUCCAAGACAUAACACUAUACCAGCUGCUAGAAAGAAAAUUAACUCUAUCCCAGCUGAAACCAGGGCAUGUGGGCUUAUCCAUGGCCACACACUUUGAGAUGUUCCAGCAUGACCUCACUCACAGCCACUGAUGCUUCAAGGUGUACCUGCUGCAGCAUGGACUUAUCCACAGUCAUAGAUGCUUCAAGGUGUACCUUCUCCAGUGUGGACUUAUCCUUGGGCCACAAUACCUUCAGAGGUAUACCUGCUGUGGAAUAGACAUAACCAUGGCCACAGACACUUCAGGAUAUACCUGCUCUGGCGUGGACUUGUCCAUGGCCACAGACACUUUGGGGUGUCCUGCUCCCACGUGGACUCAUCCACAGGUCACAGUCCCUUCAACUCAAGUUCACAGUGGAUUUCCAACCUGUUCAGUAUAGGAGCACAGAAACAGCAGUGAUACCCUGGCCAUCUGCCAGCCCAGGCACAUCGCCAUUGCUAUUAUCAAAAUGUUCCCAGGCACAGCAGAGUCGGAUGAUAAGCAGUACUGCAAGCAGCGAAAGCAAAAGGCAGCCACUAACAAGCACUAGACUCUAAUACACAGUAAGACGAAGCUGCCAGUGUUAUUCAAUUUGGUAAAUCAGCCAAGCGAUCACCUGAGUCAACUCAAAUUGGGCAGUAUGGGAACGGCUUGAAAUCGUAGGGGUUCCAUGCGGAUUGGGAAGGAUUUUAUCCUGUUCACGAAGAAAGACAACACCAUGACUUGCCUCCUCUUGUCACGGACAUUCCAUGAGGAAGAAGGCAUCGAUGAGGUCAUUGUUCCCCUGCCCACCUGGAACGCACGAAGCUGGGAGCCUGUGACUGACAACAUGGAGAAGUUUUCUAUUGAGACGGAGCUAAUUUACAAGUAUUCCCCUUUCAAAUCAGAACAGGAAGUGAUGGAGCAGUUUAAUAAGAUCUGUGGUGAGAAAGGCACCCUUGUGAUCAUCUUUAACCUCAAACUAAUGGAUAAUGGAGAGCCAGAGCUGGAUGUGACUUCUGACCCCCAAGACAUUCAGAUGGCAGAAACACCCCCAGAGGGCACAAAGCCUGAGCGCCGGUCCUUCCGUGCCUAUGCUGCUGUGCUUUAUAUUGAUCCCAGAAUGAGGAUCUUCAUAAAUGGACACAAAGUACAAACCAAACGACUUUCAUGCUGCCUGUACAAGCCAAGGAUGUACAAAUAUACUUCGAACCGUUUCAAGACCCGUGCAGAACAAGAGGUGAAGAAAGCAGAGCACAUGGCGAGGAUAGCGGAGGAGAAGGCUCGUGAGGCGGAGAGUAAAGCCCGUGCCCUUGAGCUGCGCCUAGGAGGGGAUCUCACGCGAGAGUCCAGGGUGACGCUACGUCAAGUCCAAAACUCCGCAAUAACCAUGCGCCGGGAGGCUGAUGUCAAGAAAAGGAUCAAGGAUGCAAAGCAGCGGGCGCUGAAGGAACCCAAAGAACUGAAUUUUAUCUUUGGUGUGAAUAUUGAGCAGCGCGAAUUGGAUGGCAUGUUCAUUUAUAAUUGCAGUCGACUGAUAAAGAUGUAUGAGAAGGUGGGCCCACAGCUGGAGGGUGGCAUGGCAUGUGGUGGAGUAGUAGGCGUGGUGGACGUGCCCUAUUUGGUUCUGGAGCCUACCCAUAAUAAACAAGACUUCGCUGAUGCCAAAGAGUAUCGACACUUGCUGAAGGCCAUGGGAGAGCAUUUGGCUCAGUAUUGGAAGGAUGUUGCUAUAGCCCAGAGAGGUAUCAUCAAGUUCUGGGAUGAAUUUGGUUAUUUGUCAGCAAACUGGAACCAGCCGCCAUCCAGUGAACUCCGCUACAAGCGCCGGAGAGCCAUGGAGAUCCCUACCACAAUUCAGUGCGAUGUAUGUCUGAAAUGGCGGACUCUCCCAUUCCAGCUGAGUUCAGUGGAGAAGAAUUACCCUGAUACCUGGGUAUGCUCUAUGAACCCUGAUCCUGAACAAGACAGAUGUGAAGCUGCAGAGCAGAAGCAGAAGGUGCCAUUGGGAACUCUGAAGAAAGACUUGAAAUCACAGGAGGAAAAGCAGAAACAACUGACAGAGAAAAUCCGCCAGCAGCAGGAGAAGCUGGAAGCACUGCAGAAAACCACUCCCAUUCGAUCUCAAGCUGACUUAAAGAAACUGCCUCUGGAAGUGACCACACGGCCUGCAGAGGAGAACACCCAGUCACAGACCCGACCUCAGCGCCCACGAUCUCCUCCUUUACCUGAUGUAAUCAAGAACGCUCCCAGCAGACCACCACCACCACCUGUGUCUCUUCCCAAGUCCAUCAGUCAGCUGAAAAAGAGCUCUUCACCUUGGCCAAACAUCAGCACUCCCAAACUGGCAAGCAUGCUCUCCAAGGAGGAGGCCAGCACUUCCAGGACACACCAGCACACUGUGACAGCUGGAAAGUCCAACAGCGCUUUAAAAACUCUUGCCAAACCAGGUACAACAACGAAACCACCUUCUGCUGUCCUGCAGAGCCCCAAAAGCUCACGUGAGACACCCAGCCCAAAAGCUGCCAAAGUGCCAGCACUGAAGAAAUCUGCCACUGUCAAAUACCCACAGGCCUCCACCACUCGGAAGAGGACCUUGAACACCACAGAGGAUGGGUCUGAGGAUGAGGGGGAGCACAAGAAGGAGAAGGCAAAACGGGGCAAAUUUGUGGCAGUGAAAGAAGAGAAGAAGGAUUCCAGUGAGGUGGUGGUAGAGCUCACAGACAGUGCUGGGGAAGAAGAUCUGGCAGAACUGAAGAAGGCUCAGAAAGAUAAAGGGCUGCAUGUGGAAGUGCGUGUGAACAAGGAGUGGUUCACGGGCCGUGUCACAGCUGUGGAAAUGGGCAAGCAUGCAGUACGCUGGAAGGUGAAGUUUGAUUAUGUUCCUACAGACACCACACCAAGGGAUCGCUGGGUAGAGAAGGGCAGUGAGGAUGUGAGGUUGAUGAAGCCUCCCUCUCCCGAGUACCAGGCUCCAGAUACACAGCAGGAAGGGGAGUUUGUUGUGGCUGAACCUUCUACCUCAGACUGUGUCAGAAUUGAGCCAGAUACCACUGGUCCCAGCAGCAGCCAAGAAACAGUAGACUUACUAGUCCAGAUUCUUCGAAAUUGUUUGCGGUACUUCUUACCUCCAAAUUUUCCUAUCUCCAAGAAGGAGCUGAGUUCCAUGAGCUCGGAAGGGUUGUUGGCGUUUCCCUUGAAAGAAUAUUUCAAACAGUAUGAGGUAGGUCUGCAGAACCUGUGCAAUUCAUAUCAGACACGUGCUGAUGCCCGGGCCAAAGCCUGUGAAGAAAACCUCCGCAACUCAGAGAGAAAGCUGAAGGAAACGGAGGAGAAACUGCAGAAGCUGAGGACUAACAUUGUGGCCCUUCUGCAGAAAGUGCAGGAGGACAUUGAUAUUAAUACAGAUGAUGAACUGGAUGCAUAUAUUGAGGACUUGAUCACAAAAGGAGACUGAGCAGCCCCAGUACAAGUUCUAGAGAAGUGCAGAGGAGCUGGUUGCUGCGAUGGGAGAUGUGGAUUCCUGCAGUAGAGGACUGUGGCAGCUGAUGAGGAGAGAGGGUUUUUAGACAGUACUUGUGUUGGUGUACAACUUGUUCUUGUGACUUUACAUAAAAAAGAGAUUCGUGCUGUUGGCAGGAAAAUUUUUAACAUUGUAGUUCUCUGAAUCUCUUCCUUUUGUUUAUAAAUAUUUAUUUUUAAAAGAAAUAGGAACUGUGCCUGAUAUGAUGGGAGGGUUGCUGUGUGUUUUUAGUGAGGUAAAAGUGUGAGUACCCUUUUUGCAUCUGGGGUAUAUUCAUGUGCUGAACCUGGAAGACGAGAACAUCCUGCCUAGUAGGUUGUCUCAAGUAAGAACCUGGCAGCAACUUAAAAAUAAGCCUUGAGUUAUGGAAGAAGAGGUUAGGACUUAGACUUUGAAGAUACUGAACUUGGGCUAGAGAUAGUGAAGUCAGGAAUUUGAGCUACACGGAGGAGAUCAAAACACAUUCCCUGUGUAAGCGUGAGUGGAGGGGAUGAAAUCUUGGUGGUUCUGAGAGGGUUAGGGGCAGGGGAUUGGCACUUGCCAGUGCAGUGAGGUUCCUGAAUAUGAGGUCUCCUCUAUAAGCAGGUGGAGUUGUCACCAUGCUAACAGUCAGAGGCUGAGGAUCCUUUUAGAAGAAGAUGGCCUCUUAGGCUGCUCACAGUGGGUUGUGAUCAUCAGAGGGAGAAAGCUGGAGCAGAUUCUUUUCUAGCAGUCACCUUAUUGCACACUUUUGCUGCUAUUUCUUUGAGGCGAAGUUGCAACAGCAGAACUCCUCGACCAGCUGAAAAUAAAGUGACCCUCUGUUCUGUUGUCA
Messenger RNA from Harpia harpyja (harpy eagle), 4716 nucleotides. RefSeq names its product MORC family CW-type zinc finger 2 (gene MORC2). The record is from RefSeq and is a predicted model, not a curated record. Lineage: Eukaryota; Metazoa; Chordata; Aves; Accipitriformes; Accipitridae. Gene Ontology annotation, cellular component: nucleus. The coding region runs from base 1071 to 3836 and encodes 921 amino acids. Gene Ontology annotation, molecular function: zinc ion binding. The transcript has 23 exons.